Molecule: messenger RNA, 234 nt
Organism: Macrosiphum euphorbiae (potato aphid)
Lineage: Eukaryota; Metazoa; Arthropoda; Insecta; Hemiptera; Aphididae
Source: the annotation of a GenBank genome assembly
AUGUCGGGCGUGGGCACGAGUAGUGCACCAGCACGCCAGCUGGACGUGCGUAGCAAAGCUAGUAGAAGCACUGGUAUCGUUCAGGCGUUAGCAAUGUCGGGUUUCAGCAGGGCUCUCUCCGACUCUCUCGGAAUUAGAUUUUUGAAUCCAAGUAUUGCCGGUAUUCACAACAAAUGGUGUCCCGCCAGCAUCGAUGCCAGAACAGGGUUGCUGCCGAGGCACGACCUUUGUUGA